GAAGGCUGAGCCCAGCAUGGGCAGCCCCCUAGACGCUCUGGGCCCUGCGUGCCUGGAAGACUGCACUGAGGGCGACAUCUCCAGCCCGGCCUCUACGGGCACGCAGGACCCGCUGCUGGGGCUGCUGGACCCCCGGGAGGAUCUGGAGAAGGAGGAGGGCCGGGCUGAGGCCGAGGCCGUGUACGAGACCUGCUGCCGCUGGGAGGCCUGUGCCCGCGACUUCGACACCCAGGAGCAGCUCGUCCACCACAUCAAUAACGAGCACAUCCACGGGGAGAAGAAGGAGUUCGUGUGCCACUGGCUGGCCUGCUCGCGGGAGCGCCGCCCCUUUAAGGCCCAGUACAUGCUUGUGGUGCACAUGCGGCGGCACACGGGGGAGAAGCCCCACAAGUGCACGUUCGAAGGCUGCCACAAGGCCUACUCACGCCUGGAGAACCUCAAGACCCACCUGCGCUCGCACACGGGUGAGAAGCCGUACGUGUGCGAGCACGAGGGCUGCAGCAAGGCCUUCUCCAACGCCUCCGACCGUGCCAAGCACCAGAACCGUACCCACUCCAAUGAGAAGCCAUACGUGUGCAAGCUGCCGGGCUGCACAAAGCGCUACACGGACCCCAGCUCCCUGCGCAAGCACGUCAAGACGGUGCACGGACCCGAUGCCCAUGUCACCAAGAAGCACCGGGGGGACACAGGGCUGGGUCGGGCCGGGGUCCCCCUGGGACCGCCCAUUGAGGCGCUGCCGGAGCGGGACGGGGGCCGACGUGAUGAGGCCAAGCGGCUGCCCCCCGACGCCACCUUGAAGCCGCAGCCCAGCCCUGGGGGGCAGUCGUCGUGCAGCAGUGAGCGGUCGCCACUGGGCACGGACAGCGGCGUGGAGAUGAAUGCGCCGCCCGGGGGCAGCUGCGAGGACCUGUCGGCGCUGGACGAGGCGGUGCCAGAGCCCAUGGGCGCCUCGGGGCUGGCAGCACUGCGCCGCCUGGAGAGCCUGCGCCUGGAUCAGCUGCAUCAGCUGCGCCGCCCCCCACCUGCUCGCGCCCCCACGCUGCCUGCGCUUCCCGCACCCCCCGGGGAGAUGCCAGGGCUGUGUGGCCCCCUGCCUGGUGCCCCCCACCGCCGCCUCCUGGAGAUGUCAGGUGAUGGAGCCAGUGAGCGCCGGGCCAGCACCACCAGCACGGUGAGCUCGGCCUACACCGUGAGCCGCCGGUCCUCGGCCACCUCCCCCUUCCUGCGUCCAGGCGAAGCCGGGGGGGUCCCGAACGGCAUCGACACUUACGACCCCGUGUCCCCCGAUGCCAGUGGCGAGGCCGGGGGACUGCCGGGGCUGACGCCGGCCCAGCAGUACCGCCUCAAGGCCACCUACGCCGCGGCCACGGGUGGCCCCCCGCCCACCCCGCUGCCAGGCGCGGGCCUGGUGGGGCCCGGCGGCUUCCCUGGCACUUCUCUGCGAAGACACAGCACCAACGAGUACCCGGGCUACGGCUUGGCUCCCGGCACCGGGCCCCGCCGGGCCAGUGAGCCCGCCCAGGCGCCCGGGCAGCUGCCCCCUGCCACCACCCGUGUGCCACGGUACCGGAGCGCAGGCGCUGUCCGGGCCCCCGACGCCAGCCUGACGCCCCCUGGCUUCACCCCCUGCACGCCACGGAUCAGCGAGCAAGUCUUCCUGGAGAGCCUGGGCAUGGAGGGGCUGCUGGAUGCAGAGCCCUUCCUGGGCUACCCUGAGCAAGGCUUCCCCUGCCCGGCUCAGGGCCCUGCCCUGCCCAGCGAGACUCCCUAUGGCACCCCACAUCGGACCGGGGAGGCUGGCCUGGCACCACCCGAAUACUCCCUGCCCUCUUGCCAGCACGUGCGGGGCAGCCUUCCCGCGCCAUGGGACCAGCCUGGGUGCACCAUGGACGUGAGCUCCGGGCCACCGGGCCUGGCUGGGACCAUGGGCCACAGUGCCCCAUACAGCACCUGUGACCCACCCCGGCUGGCGGGCACGUGCCUGGGGGGCAGCUUCGCGGGGGGCCCGCGUUUCCCCCCAGCCCCUGUCAAGGCCGAGCACUUUGCGGCACCCAGCCCAGCCCUGCCACCCUGCCCCACUGCCAAGCUGCCCACGCCCUACGGGCACACCUGCUCCACAGCCAGCGGAGGCUAUGCAGGUGAGGGGGUGCCGGGUGCUCGCCGCCCCACCACGCCCACGCUGCAGGUCAAGGAGAUGAUGGUGCGAAGCUACGUGCAGUCCCAGCAGGCGCUGCUGUGGGGGGAGCAACGGGGGGGCCCCAUGCCAUGCCCACCCCAGCCCGGCCCCCGGUACCCCGGCUACCCCCAUG
Messenger RNA from Gavialis gangeticus (Gharial), 2309 nucleotides. RefSeq names its product GLI family zinc finger 1 (gene GLI1). The record is from RefSeq and is a predicted model, not a curated record. NCBI's taxonomy places the organism in Eukaryota, Metazoa, Chordata, Crocodylia, Gavialidae. Gene Ontology annotation, molecular function: DNA-binding transcription factor activity, RNA polymerase II-specific; RNA polymerase II cis-regulatory region sequence-specific DNA binding. Gene Ontology annotation, cellular component: nucleus. Gene Ontology annotation, biological process: smoothened signaling pathway; regulation of transcription by RNA polymerase II. The annotation marks the transcript as partial. The transcript has 7 exons.